GUCGGCGUGUGUUGACGUUCUUAUCGUGGCACUGGCACGAAAACGGAAGAAUGCAAACAUCCGUGGGUGAAGAAAGGCCAUUUACAUGAAGAAGACCACAAUGAGCCCGGCUAAGCGGAGACAUGAUGAAAUUCAGGAGCUUCUGUCCAUAAAGCUGUGAACAACACGAUGUGAUUGCCGUAGCUUGCUUGCUUUUUGCAUAAUAUCCUGCCUCCUGUGUGCUCUACCUAAGCACCGCCUCUUAUCUACACCAGUAUUUCUCGUAGGUGUGAAUGCAUCUGCCAUGAACCAUCUUGGGUUGUGUGCCACGUGUGAAAGGGCAACUCCGGAAAAUGUCUGUAAGCGAUCCUCGGAUGUUCGGAGUUCAUGUGUGAAAGCGGUUCAACCCCAUGGAAUGAGCCAAAGAACCCCCCCACUCCCCCACCCGUGAAAUAGCUUGCUCCAGAGCUGUGGUUCCUUUGCCGGGGUCUCUCUGGUGAUGGCAAAGCAGCCUCCAAAUGGUCUGCGGCACUGUCCCUGUUCUGAGGCCCCUCCCGUCAGAGAGCUGGGGUUCUGCUCCCCUCGAUAUGUUUAUCUGCGCCUCUCACGGGCCUGGGUUUGGCUGGGCGGUGGUUGCUGCCGCUCGUCUCACUCCUCGAUGUCCCCGAUUUGUGCCUCUCUGUGAGAUGGUUGGAGUCUGCAUUCUGCUGUGAUGGGAGCGUUUUGUGCCUGUUUGGAUAAUGCUUGCGUGUGACAUUUUCUCAUGCUCCCUCAUUUCCCUGUCAUGCUGUUCCCGUCGAAUCUGAGGGGCUACCGGAGCGUGUAGUGACGUGUUUGUGUGGUGGCACUCAGUGAUGCCUGGUGACUCCCCACCCGUGCCAUGCCGCAGUGCCUCAGAGAGCAGCUGGCAAGUGUGCCCCCCCUCCCAGCCCACCGUGCAGGACGUGCUGAGCCCCUCCUCUGGCCCGGCCCCCCCAGAGCCCCCCUGGGCCGGCCUCCCGCAGGGCGACGCGCUCCGUCGUCUCCUGGUCCCCAGCACGUCCGUGACAGACCUCUGCUUCGCGGGUGCACCCCCGCCACCCCCCAAACGCCACUGCCGCUCGCUGUCGGUGCCCGAGGACCUAUCACGAUGCCGCUCUGCCUGGCGUCCCAGCGCCUCCAAGGUGUGGACGCCGGUGAAGCGGCGCUGCCACAGCGGGGGUGGCGGCAGCGGGUCAUGCCCCCUGCGUGUGCCCGGGGCCCCCCUGGUGCCCUCACUGCGUUCCUCGUCCAGUCCCACCUUCUUCAGCCUGGCACUGUCGCCGGACUCGCCACUGUCCUGGAGCUUCCCCUGGGACUCUGCCACCUGCUGCUGCUGCUCGCCGUCGCCGCUGAGCGUGCCGGCCCCCCCGCAGCGCCGCUUCUCCCUGUCCCCUGUGCACAUCCGGGAGGCGGCCGCACGCUUCCUGCCCCCACCCUACCCGCCCGCCGGGCCGCCCUACGCCGCCGCCGCACCCCCCUCGCCCUCCUCAGCCUGCAGUACACCCUCGUCCUCCCGACGUCCCCUGCCUGCCCGACUGCCUCGUUGCCACUCGCAGCCAUGCGACCUCCGCAAGCCUGGCCUCAAGCGCCGGCACGACCCCGACACGCUGCCCUGCGCGCGGCCUGGGCUCGACUUCAGCAAGAUGACGCAGACUCGGAGUGGAGACCCCCUAAGCUGUUUGGACCGGACCAUGUCUGGCUGCGGAGGGGUUGUCUGCAUAAAUCCAGAGCCUGUCUUGGGUGACUUCAGGGGGUCAUUUUCACCAGCAGACGGACUGGGCAGGACAAGCAUUGGGCCCCUCAGUGAAAGUGAGGAGGAGGAGGAGGAAGGUCAAAGGAAGAUUGAUAGCGAAGGAGGACAGCACAGUGUCUUUGAGAGAGACUGCACAGAACUCGAUUUGACCCUCAUAGAGGAGAAUUAAGAGUUAAGUGAUGGCAUCCAGUGCCCUCUGGGAGAGGCUCUCAGGAACACAGCUGCCCUCCCAGGGAACUCAGACUGGGCUCUAUAAUCACAAAACAGAUUAGGCUAAUAUAAUAUUAAUUAAUGCAGGUAGCCAUGGACACUGUCCUUCCAGCAAAAUACAUUCCAAAAUGUGAGGCCAGCUGCUGAAAGUCCCACUAAGCGCUAAUGAAGAGGAGGUCCAACAACAUCUGCCACUUCUCCCCGAGAGCGAGCCUGCUUUGGCCACUUGGCAAGAUGCUCUUCAGCAGAACAAUGGUUACCCUGGCAGACUGGCGCAGUUUUCAUCAGCCAACCCCUGGUUUUUCAGCUCCUUUCAUCCACCUCUUUUUCUUUAAUGAAUUGACAGCUUUGUUUUGGCAAAAACGCAGUACUACAAUGCACAUUUUCUGCUAUCCUACUACCUGAUGAAAUGAAUUUGAAUCAGCAUAAGCCUUAACACAAAAAAGCCAGAUUUCAAAGGAAAAUGUGUAGCUGUUAUGAAAGUUUAGUCAUUUUGCUCUCGUUUUACUUCUGUGGUGUUUAUUUCUGACGUCUACAAUUAAAAUUUUGACUCUGGAAAGGAUACAAAAAUGUUUGAAUACAGUGCUGUAAGCAAUGUUUAAACUGCAGUCAUUCUGUAGGGCACAAUGUAAUAUUGUACAGUGAUCGUUAGUUUAAAAAAAUAAGUUUGUGUAUAAAGAGACCAGUUUAGCUUGUGGGCAGUAACCUGUCAGAGAGGAUUUGUAUUGUAUGUUACAAGAAGGCAAUUUCCUCUUAUACAAUUUGUGUACAAAUAAAGUUUAUUAGAGAUUAAUUUUACAAGAAA
This is a messenger RNA of Brienomyrus brachyistius, 2768 nucleotides long. RefSeq names its product protein FAM53C-like. The transcript has 3 exons. NCBI's taxonomy places the organism in Eukaryota, Metazoa, Chordata, Actinopteri, Osteoglossiformes, Mormyridae. Bases 834 to 1922 code for a protein of 362 amino acids. The record is from RefSeq and is a predicted model, not a curated record. Gene Ontology annotation, cellular component: nucleus. Gene Ontology annotation, biological process: protein import into nucleus.